GUAAUAUUCAGUUCGCUAACGGCUGGCAGCCCCCAUCUUCGAUCGACUGGACAUUCCCCUCAUCGACAAAAAGAUGAAUGCGACAUUGGUGGAGCCGGAUCCCCUACCAAUCUACCGCCAGCCACCCAGCCCCGAGGUGGACGAAGCCUGGAACCGACUGGCAAACAUCAGGCCCAUCGCCAUCAUUCGCGAUGACGUGGUCAAGCUGGGUAGAGAUCCCGAGCAAGCGGCGAAAUGGCCUGAAAGGUUUGGCUUCGGAUCCGAGGCAUACAUUGGACGGAUCGACGUCUUCCAUCAAAUUCAUUGCCUGGAUUGGCUACGCCGGGAGGCGUACUUUGACCACUACUAUGAGAAGAAAUGGCCGCCGGGGACUCCGUCGUCGGACAUGCACCGGACCCAUAUCUCCCAUUGCACCUACCUGCUGCUCCAGAACCUCAUGUGCACCGCGAAUGUCGACAUCUACACCCACUACUGGGCGGAUGCGCAGCUGAACGCCUUCCCCGACUUCAGCGUCAACCACAAAUGCCGGGAUUUUGACGCCAUCUUGCGUUGGCAGGAGGAGAACUCGGUCGAUGUGGCCGAGUUUGCUGCCAUCCGGAAGCCACCUGAUGCAGCGGCCAGGGUGAUGUCGCAUCGAUUCAAGGAGCUGUUUGGUUGGUAUAAUUCCAACCCCGAUGAUGGCUCUGAUAGUGGGAUAAUUGGAUAAUGAUAACCACCAUGUAAGCGGUUGUGGAGGCCAAUAUCAAGGUCGAUGAUCGGCUCAGCACUAGUACUUGGAGUAAGUCUGA
Aspergillus uvarum CBS 121591 is the source of this 788-nucleotide messenger RNA. RefSeq names its product oxidase ustYa family protein. Bases 74 to 706 code for a protein of 210 amino acids. Lineage: Eukaryota; Fungi; Ascomycota; Eurotiomycetes; Eurotiales; Aspergillaceae. The transcript has a single exon. Gene Ontology annotation, biological process: mycotoxin biosynthetic process. The record is from RefSeq and is a predicted model, not a curated record.